Manduca sexta (tobacco hornworm) is the source of this 3959-nucleotide messenger RNA. RefSeq lists its product as uncharacterized. Bases 948 to 3101 code for a protein of 717 amino acids. The transcript has 6 exons. Lineage: Eukaryota; Metazoa; Arthropoda; Insecta; Lepidoptera; Sphingidae. Gene Ontology annotation, molecular function: metal ion binding. The record is from RefSeq and is a predicted model, not a curated record.
UCAUAUUGUGUGUGCGAAUGAUAAACACCAUUCAUACUAUGAAUUUCGGCGGGGUGUGGCGAGGCGCGGACGCCAUUUGGGAAUUUACAACUAACCGAGUAUUUGCAGCAGAGACACUGCAUAUAGCCUAUCGAAUUUGAAAAUGGAAUUGUUUAUUUUCAAUACAUGUGAAUCGCAGUCCUUUAUCAGUUGGCGCGUCGCGUCGUAUACCUCACCCACGCAUUGUUAUUAGAUAAGUUAUAGGUGUGAUAAAAAUGUUAACCUAAUAUUGUUGGCGCGAAAUAAAUGAACAUUGUAAAUGUUUCAUGCUGUGGUACGUUUAUUUGAGUGUUUUUGGACAAUGACGCGUCGCAGUGUUUAGAAACAACGCUUUGAACAAGGAUGGGUCGCGCCAAAGUUCCACACUAAGUACGUUGAGAUCAAGCGACAAGCGGCGAAAAUUAUGAAUAAACAAUUAAAUAAUGAAGAUAUUAUAGAAAUUCUAAAUAAAUUGAAAUGGCUUAUAAACGGGCUUGAUAAACGCAUAUUGCCUCAGGAUGCAGAUACUGACAAGGUCGCUGAAAAGUUCCAUCCUAACAUCCUACACGCAUUAAAACAAGAACAUGAGGUGAUCAUUAACUCUAGAGAAAUAAAACAAACAUUUUCACGGUCAGUUGGUCCAGGCGUACUGUCAACAGAUCAUGGUGUUCAUACUAAAGAACCUUUUAAUGCAGAAGUCGCUGUGUCGUCAUUUGAAUCGAAUUGUAUCGAUACAAGAGAGUCGACCCAAGAAACAGGGGGAGAUAUAAUUAUGCCAUCGGCGGAAACACAUGCAUUUAACGAUGAAAAUAGUUCAAGAGACAAUAAUUGUCGAUCAAGUGGGCAGCGUGAAAAUCAAAAUGAUUUAUGUGAUUCCCGAGACACGACAGACGAUGAGGAUAUUUUAGACUUGAUGACAUACGAAUUCUAUGGCUGGGGAAGAUGAUGCAUCUAUGGGUAAUCUCGUCACACAAGAAAAUAGGGAAUGCGAAAACAGUGAAAAUAUAAAUCCGGAAACUAAUUUAAACAAACUUAAUAAUCAAAAUUUGCACAUCGAGGACACUAUAAACGAUGAUGAAUAUAGGUAUUGCUUUCCUUACCUAAAAACAAAAACAUGUAAGAAACCUAAAUGCAAAUUCAUACAUGAUUUUCCAACCACAGAGAUUAUGCACAAGAUAUUAAAGAAAUUAUAUAAAAAACCAUUAUUUGAUUUGCUAACUAGUCACAGUCUUAAACGAAUGUACGGAGAUUGCUUUGCUAAAGCGUUUUCCCAAAGACAUGACUUAAAAAAUCUCUUUACAAUCAUGAUGGAAUUUUUAGAACAUUCACCAAAAGUGAAAAUUACGGAUCGCAUAAUAAACACCAAUCUAAAUUAUUUUAAUAAUUAUUAUAAAAACAUCAAUCUUACGCCAUAUAAAAAAAUAUUAUUAGCAUAUGUAUGUCCAGAGAAACAAUUGUAUAUGGUGCUGUUCGAGCGGGUUUUAAGAAGAAAAAUAAAUAAUGAAAAUGAUUUUAAGUCAUUCAAACGGGUUUGUUUGUUAUUAACUAAUUUUAUAAUCGAUAAUUGUAGAGAAGUUGACAUGUCCACUACAGAAAUAUUCAUGAACAAAAUUUGUACGGUGCAAUACGAUCAAAGCUUAACAAAAGCGUUAAUUAAUAUAAUGCGACGUACGAGUGCAGAAAUAUUCGAAAAUCCCGCAAUACAGCGUCUAGAGGAAGUCAUAAAACGCAAUGCAGCACUCUAUGAACAAUAUUUACAAUUAAAAGACGCUAAGAGGAAGAAAAAUGAUGGCGUUAAAAAAUAUAAUAUUGGAUCUCAAGUUCAAAAUUAUGUUAAUGAAGUCACAAGUACUUCGAUAAGUAACAAUUUACAAUAUUCUUCUAAGAGGAAUAAUGGAGCAAUAGAUAUCACUGAAAGGGGCAUCAGCCAUCCCAUUCCAAAUGGUUCUGAAGAUUUGCCUGAUUCUACUGUACCUUAUAAGGAUACCGACGAUUUAACAAUUGCGGAUUAUGAAAGAAAUUCACGUGAAAUAAGUAAUAAUUAUUAUAUGUCUGGAAAGAAUUAUUCACAAGAUAGAACAUGGUGCUUAUUUUAUAUAUUAGAUCGUUGUAACAGACAUAAUUGUAGUUACCGACAUGGGGAGCCAGAUCUAGAAGAAUUCAAAAAACUGCUGAACCAGAUCAAAGAGGAGAAAUUAUUUACCUUGAUCAAACACCAGCCCACAGUAAAUAAAUACGGGAAAUGCCUCGCUCAAAAGUUUUAUGAACAAAAAUCAACUAAACUAUUGGUGAUGUUGGCUGUAGAGUGCUUGAUAUUAGCAGACAUCAUACCAGAUAUUAAAACUGACGUAAUAAAUGUAACAUUACGUUACUUCAACAGGCCGGAAAUUGAUGUUUGUCUGUGCGAAGAGCUACUGAAUAAAAAAAUACAAACGAAGUCUGUUCAAUCGCUGCUGUUAAAACAAUUAUUAAGUAAUGACACUCUUUCAGAAUCCACGAAUGCACUAAUUUUCUUGAUAAAUUCAAUAAGUGCAAGUAAUGAAACGUUUGGUUACUAUGCCGCAGAAUCUAUUCUGGAAAGAGUUUGCUCAUCAUACAAUAUCAAUUUGGCAAGAGCUUUUAUGAAUGUCAUUCGUCUUACCUACCCAAAAAUACUUAAACAUUCCUUAAUAUCUCGAUUCGAAGAAUUAUUGGCAACGGACAAAGAUCUUCUCGAGCAGUAUAAAGUUUUGAAAACCGCCAAUAAUAAUGGCGAUGUAGAUACACGUCGAAUUGCUAAUGAAACAGUUAGCACGUCAAAUGUUAAUACGGACAUUGUUACACAAAAACGUAGGCGGAGUACGGACGAAACAUCUUUAAAGGCCAACAGUACACAUCCCAAGCCUGCUGCCUCCAUAAAGAGACGGCGCUUCACAAACCACAACCUGGUGGCCCAGACACCUGAACCGAGUCCUGUCAUACCGCCUCUUCCGCACAGAAAGCCAAUAAAGAUAUUUCCUUGCCAUUGGGCCCCCCUCAUUGGUACUUCGAGUAGUAAACCGGAGAGAAGUCAGCAAAGAAAUGGCCAAGCAGAUUCGCCUUGAUCUCAUUUUUAUUUUUAAGGCAUUUUAAAAUUAUACAAACAUUCGUAUAAGUAAAAUCGUACAUUAGAUUCGAUAAAUAAUUAGGGCAUUUUCAUGGGAUCCAAAUAUAAAUCUACGAACCGAUCUUGAGAAUAAACCAAUCAAAAUAAGUCAGUUGUAAUCAUGUCAAAAAGAUUUGUUCGGAAUAGCUAGCAAGAUUUUUGCGUUAUAGUAUACUUAAUUUUUUUUUACGUUUUUGCGGCGUCCCAAUGUAUCUCGAACUGAAAUACAUUAUAACUGGAGCAAUAUACGGUAUGUGAAUAUAUGGUUGCUGCAUUGCAACAUUGGGCGCUUGUAACCUCGAACAUCGUGUAACCAAUGUAAUAGUCUAAGAGCCUGUGAACCCCAGACCUUCGUUAUUUUAUAAAAGCUGAAAGUUUGUCAGCGCAUGCUCCCAACACAGGUAACAACGAUGGGCCAUUAUGAAGUUUGGGCUAUAGUGGCUUUGGCAGGUACACAAAAAAAUCGUAAAUAAAAAAAGGGAAAAAUAAAAGAAAAAUGUUAGCGAGACUGAUUAUUUUUUAUAUGAAGAUCAGCAUUUAUAGAUUUUGAAAAUAAUUACCUACAGUCAGCAAAAAGGGGAAAUUAUGGUAAAACUUUUCUUUUAAGGACUCUAUGGGCCCAUUACAAGUUUUGAGUACUGUUAGUCAGAAAUUGCUAUCAAGUCGCGUUUUUUACAUUCUAAGGGAGCUGGUUCACUUUAUUUAUUGCUGAAUUGUAAAUCCAACACGAAAUUCAAGAUUUUAUCAGAUUUGUUUCUUGUAUGUAUGUAUAUUAUUAAAAGACUUAAAAAAAAAGAAGGUGCAUGAAUUAAAAGCA